AAAUUUAGAGAAAUGCGUUUCGCCUCUCGUCUUUUAACAAAUCAAUUAUUUGAAAGAUUUAGAAUUCAAAAUAUUCAAAAGCCAACAACAAUUUAUCUUAAACAUGUAAAAUGGGUAACUGGUCGAAGUCAAUUAGAAAAACAUUUUGAUCGUUAUGGGAAAAUUAAAGAUGUCAGCCUUUUCUUUGAUCCAAAGACUGGAUUACAUCGAGGAUUUGCUUCAAUUACUUUUGCUCAUUCGGAUUCUGUUGAGGGCGCACUUCGCGCUCGUCCUCAUUUUAUUGACGGAGCUGAGGUUUUAGUCGAAGACCGUCUUCCAAUGGAACGUCUGAAACAUGACAAAUUUUCUACACAUGAAAUCCAAAAAGGUUUGCACGAACGACAAGGGCAUCAAAAUCGAAGAUAAAUAGUCAUCGAUCGAUUGAAAUUAAGUAUCUUUUGCCAAAAUUUAAAUGAUUUUUAUUUAAAAAUUCUAUGCUUAUUUCAAUCUCUGGUGAUGUUUAUUAGAUUAAAUAUUAUGUUAAAACUUGCAGGGAAAGUUCAUUUUACAA
This is a messenger RNA of Meloidogyne enterolobii, 550 nucleotides long. The record is from the annotation of a GenBank genome assembly. Lineage: Eukaryota; Metazoa; Nematoda; Chromadorea; Rhabditida; Meloidogynidae.